This is a messenger RNA of Funneliformis geosporum, 675 nucleotides long. NCBI's taxonomy places the organism in Eukaryota, Fungi, Glomeromycota, Glomeromycetes, Glomerales, Glomeraceae. The record is from the annotation of a GenBank genome assembly.
AUGAAUUCAGAAAUCAACUCUGAAACUUUGAAAGGUUUGAAAGAUCGAAUUAACGAAUUAGAACAAAGUGAAAAGAAGCUAUUAGCCGAAUUAGAUGACCGAGAGCAAGAUAUUAUAAUCUUAAAUUAUGAUUUAUCAAGAGCAAAUUCUCAAUUAAAAUAUUUGGAUAAAAAGAUGAAACAGCGAGAUGAUGAUGCAACAUAUAGGCAAGCUAAUAACCUUUUAGAAGAAAAGGUUAACGAGCGAGAAAAAGAAGUUAAAGUCCAGCAACAAAUAAUUAGUAAUUUAAAAGAAAAGGUUAAAGAACGAGAAGAAGAAGUCAAAUCUAAGCAAGUUACUAUUAAUAAUUUAGAGAAAAAGGUUAGAUACAAGCAAGAAAUUAUUAAUAUCUUAGAAGAAAGGUUUAUAGAACGAGAAGAAGCAACCAAAGAAACAAUUAGUGAACACGAAGUAACCAAGGACAAGCAAAAAACUAUUAAUAAUAAAGCGAAAAAUGAAUUCAAAACGGCCCCAGAUGCUAUUCCUUUACGGUCCAUACUUGCAAUGCUUCGAUCCAAAUCGACAUACACAUCUAAAGAACAAGCUGAUGUCGUUUGGACUGCAUUCCCAACCAAUGUCUUGAGGGAUCCUAAAAAUGGAAAAAUUACAGGAUUACAUUCAUAUUCGAAAUCCUAA